Molecule: messenger RNA, 867 nt
Organism: Lycium ferocissimum
Lineage: Eukaryota; Viridiplantae; Streptophyta; Magnoliopsida; Solanales; Solanaceae
Product: probable protein phosphatase 2C 80
Exons: 1
Coding region: 1-867 (288 amino acids)
Source: RefSeq, a predicted model, not a curated record
AUGGCUAUAGACGAGAUAGAUAUUAUAGAUGAGAUGGAUAUAGACGUCGAGUGUCUAAACUUUCACAAUAAGAGUAUUAACGUUUUGAGUUCUAUUAAUGGGAAUUUAAGCACGAGGAUGGCGGCUGGCGCAUUUUACAUACCAAAAUAUAACAAAGCCCCUCUAGGGGAAGAUGCACAUUUUAUUUGCAUAGAGCAAGAAACCAUAGGUGUAGCCGAUGGUGUUGGUGGCUGGGCAAAAAAGGGUAUCAAUUCUGGAGAAUAUUCGAGACAGUUGGUUAAAAACGCUGAAUUAUCGAUUCAUAAGCAGAAACAGCAAGGGAAUAAAAUUCACCCGAUGAAAGUUCUCAAUGAAGCUUAUUUAAAUACGAAAUCUCAAGGUUCAUCGACAGCAUGUAUUUUGACUUUAACGUGUGAUAUUGUACACGCAGUCAACGUUGGAGAUAGCGGGUUUGUUGUUAUAAGAGACGGGGUAAUAGCAUACAAAACAGAAAUUCAGCAAAAAAGAUUCAAUUGUCCCUUUCAGUUAGGGAAUGGAUAUACAUGUGAUGAUCCAAGUGUGGCACAAGAAAUUAAGGUUCCAGUAAAAACAUGGGAUGUGAUAGUCAUGGGAUCAGAUGGAUUGUUCGAUAACGUUCAUGACUUUGAGUUGGAGAAAUUAGUACGCAAGGGGCUAGUGGAUUUGCGCGAACUGGGAAUAUUUUCGAAGAUGUUAGCACAGAAGAUUGCAGAAUAUGCACUGCGGAGUUCACAAAGUAAGAAGAAUUAUACACCUUUUGCUAGAGAGUGUUCCAAAGUUGGAAAACAUCAUGUUGGUGGCAAGCCUGAUGACAUUACAGUGAUAGUUGCCCAUAUUUUGCCUCUAUAG